UCAGCCUGCUUUCCAGCUGAGCGCGCUCUCGCUCCCUCCCUCCCCCGCGUGUGUGCGCGCGCGCUCGCUCGCUCCCGCGCUCGCGCUGUCAUCAUUCCCGCUCCGCUCGCGGCUCAGAAUGGCCAGAUCCAGUCAGACUGAAGGGAGACGGCAGCAGCAGCCCCCGCAGCCCCCGCAGCCCCCGCAGCUCCAGCCCGCCCUCUGCAGCCCGCAGCAGCACCAGAACCCCCGGAACCCGCCCCCCAAGCCCAUGAACGGGUCCGACCCCCCCUCCAUCCACGCGGAGAGCGGCACCAUGAAAGACCAGGACGCCAUCAAGCUGUUCGUGGGUCAGAUCCCGCGGAACCUGGAGGAGAAGGACCUGAAGCCUCUGUUCGAGCAGUUCGGGAAGAUCCACGAGCUGACGGUUCUGAAGGACCGCUACACCGGCUUGCACAAAGGUUGUGCGUUCUUGACGUACUGCGCCCGAGAGUCGGCCAUCAAGGCCCAGAAUGCCCUCCACGAACAGAAGACGCUGCCGGGGAUGACCCGCCCCAUCCAGGUGAAACCCGCCGACAGCGAGAGUCGAGGAGAAGACAGGAAGCUGUUCGUCGGGAUGCUGAACAAACAACAGACCGAGGAGGACGUUUACCGCCUCUUCGAACCCUACGGAGUCAUCGAGGAGUGCACGGUCCUGAGAGGUCCGGACGGAAACAGCAAAGGCUGCGCCUUUGUGAAAUUCUCUGCACACACGGAGGCUCAGGCUGCCAUCGGCGCUCUGCACGGCAGCCAGACCAUGCCGGGCGCCUCCUCCAGCUUGGUGGUCAAGUUCGCCGACACAGACAAAGAGCGCACCAUCAGACGCAUGCAGCAGAUGGUGGGACAGUUCGGCAUCUUCAACCCGGCCAUCGCCCUUCCCUUCAGCACCUACAGCUCCUAUGCACAUGCGCUCAUGCAGCAGCAGGCAGCCAUCAUGGCGGCCAGCCACGGAGGUUACCUCACGCCGAGCGUGGCUUUUCCCGCCACCCAGAUACACCAGAUGGGGGCGCUCAACAUCAACAGCCUCCCUCCCACCCCCAUGACCCCGGUGUCGGGUCACGCCCAUCGUCAACGGAUUCACCGGCAUCCCGCAUCAGCCCAACGGACAUCCCGCCGUGGAGGCGGUCUACACCAACGGCCUGCCGCCGUACUCCACCCAGAGCCCCAACGCCGCCGACACGCUCCAGCAGGCCUUCACAGGUGUUCAGCAAUACACAGCAAUCUACCCAGCAACCACGCUGACCCCCAUCAGCCAAACGCUGCCCCAGGCCCCCCAGGUCGUCCAGCAGCAGCAGCAGCGAGAAGGUGAGGGUCCAGAGGGCUGUAACCUGUUCAUCUACCACCUGCCGCAGGAGUUCGGAGACAACGAACUCAUGCAGAUGUUCCUGCCAUUCGGGACCGUCAUCUCCUCUAAGGUCUUCAUGGACCGAGCCACCAACCAGAGCAAGUGCUUUGGUUUCGUGAGCUUCGAUAACCCUGCUAGUGCACAGGCAGCUAUCCAGGCCAUGAACGGCUUCCAGAUCGGCAUGAAGAGGUUAAAAGUGCAGCUAAAGAGACCGAAGGACGCCAGCCGCCCGUACUGACACCGCCAGGCGUCAGCACCCACAGCAGCAGCACAGGUUAGAGGACACACGAGAAAAUCUCGAAGGAGCUGAACUUUUUUCUUUGAAUGCAAACUAAGUUUUAAAAAAAUGAAGACUUUAAGGAGUUUUUUGGAGACAUAUCAACUAUCACACAUGAAGACGUCAGCGAGGUGGUGAAAGGACUCCUGCAGGAGGAAGAGGCGUCUCACCGAGGAUGGUGCAGAACCAGCAGAGGAGGAAAGACGGGAGAGAUCAGCACCAGAACAGUUCUUCUGUUGAGACUGGAUCUGUUAACUAAGCAACAACAAAAGAGCAGCAGCAACAAAUAGAUUUCUAUAUACAUAUUCUAUAUAUCUAUGAGAGAAGCACUACGCUUCUCCAGGACUAAUGAGGGUUCAAACAGAAGAUGGAGGAGACCAGCAGCUUUCUGCAGACUCCCUGUCUCCGUCCGUCUUCUCUUCUGUCUGCAGAAAUAAGGACGAGGUUUCCAGUAGAUCUGUCACCCCAAGGGACCAAAGGACCAAACCUUUUUAUUCUUCUGAACACUGAUAUAUUAUUGAUGAAAAUACCAGGAACUUCUGCUGAAGGUGAAGCUCCAGCAACGGUUUCUAGUUGUGGUUUGAGCAUAAACAGGAAAAGGAAACAGUUCUAUUUUAGCAGCACAGAGUUUAUGGGUUAGAUAGAUGUUCAUCCUUUCUGCCGCCAAGUGAAGAGGACCAACCGGGUCUCAGCAGCCCACCCCGAAACCCGCUUGGAUCCAACAGAACAUCUCUGAGGCACUGCAGGAUACAGAACCGGUCCUGCUGUGUCAGUCAGCAGGUAACAGAUCAGCACCAGUGAUGACCACAACGAGGGGAGUCUGUCAGAGGGGGGCGCCCUGGAGCUCAGCAUCCAUCUGCAUCCAUCAGAAUCCAUCAGUCUGAGAAGCAGAACCGACUGGACCGCCAGCACCAUCAUCACCAGCCUUAAGAGGUCCGUUUAGGAGUCCAUCACUCAGAGAUCUCCUGUCCAGAGCCGCCAUGACGCCGCCGUCAUCACCAUCAGGACAUCAGAUUAGAUCUCAGUGCGAGACUUCACGGAUCUCCCACCCCGUCUCAUCCCUCAGCAAACACGAUUCAACGUUUCCAUGGGAUUAGCCCCGCCCCCUCCUCAAAUCCAGAGCAGAAGUGGACUCUGUCUCAGUUUUUUGUGCCAUGAGCAUAUCAGUGGAGCGCCGGCCAAACUCUUCAGAUGCCUUCCUUCAUCCACAAUUGCCAAAUGAUGCCAGCAUGUCCCCUGAAGCUCCGCCCUCUACUGCCGGGUUACCCCCAUGUGACGGCUCUGAACAGGACACUUUGAUUUUGUAAAACGCUGAUCGGUUGUAGAGCGAGGGUCUGCUCAGGCUGGGGAGGGAUCGAGUCGCACCAGAAGGAGAGGAGUUGGGUUUCUUCUUCUUCUCAGCGGUUUUUCUGCCGGUCACGUUUCUGACACGCCGACCACGUUUUCUCUGUCAGGAAAUGAAGAGUUUCUGUUUUUACCAUUUUAAUGAGCUGUGAUGGAGCUAAACGUUCUGCCAGGCUCAGUCCGCUGCAGCUGAAACAGUCUCCACAUCAUCAGUGGAUGGAAGCAUGCGUCUGCGCAGACAUCCACUGCUAGCUGCAGGAAGUGAUGGCUGGGCGGAGCUUGUGCAGUGGGCGGGCUCACAGAGGAGAGCAGCAGCGGUCCAAGUUGCAUGUUUGAGUCUUUCUUGCAUCCGUCCUUAUCAUCCUUGUUUUAGAUCAGGGGUCCCCAAACUUCUUCUUGUGGGGCCACAUCACUGUUUUCUUCUCUGAUGGGAGCGGGGGCGGCCUGUAGGCUAACAGAAACAGUGCAGCAAUCAGAGCCUAAACAUAAAGAUUUACGGUUAGACAGAAAGACACACAUUUAACAACUCAUUUCUGUAAUCUUCUCAGAACAAACAAUACUAAACAUUUUAAAAACUGGAUAUAUAGCAUUACCUGUGAUAGAUUAAUGGCUAAAAAUACUGAAGCUGAUAGCUAAAAACACAAAAUUAGACUAAAAACUGAAAAAGACUAAAUUAGCUGAAACUGCUAGCCUGUAGCUCAAAUAGCUAAAUAUCAAAUUGGCCUAAAAAACUGGAAACAUUUGUAAUUAGCCAAAACAGCUAACAUAAAGCUAAAACAUUAGCUAAACUCAAAAUUAGACUAAAAACCAGAAGAAGGCUAAAUUAGCUGAAACAGCUAGCAUGUAGCUGAAAUAUCAGCUAAAUUUCAAAUUAGCCUAAAAAACAGGAAAAAUGUGUAAAUCAGCCAAAAGAGUUCGGGGCCGGAUCGGCCCGCGGGCCGGAGUUUGGGGACCCCUGUUGUAGACCCUCCUGUUUCUGAGCAUGCUCACUGAGGGUGGGGGAGGGGCCUCGUUAACCCUGGUUUGAUGCUGAGGACAGAAGCUCGUUAUGAAUAUGAGCCUGCACAGUGUGAGAGCAGCAGGGGUUCGAUGGGAAGGGGGGUGGGGUGCUCCCCUCCUGGUUUCUCAGCACAAACGUUCAGCAGCAGGACGUCUGAGGAGACUCGGCGGCGUGCCGACGCACAGACCAAUCUCAGUACUACGAAGCUGACGGAGUUUACAGGAGAUUCUUUCUUAUCGUUCUGUUUCUGCGUCACAGCGCCACCUGUCUGUGUGGCGGACAGCAUGAAUCUACUGACAGGGAAAAGCAGAAUCUUUUAUAAAUAUUUAAAAAGGCGGCGUGUUCCGUAUUAGCCGGAGAAACCAAACCUUUGGCCCUGCUGUAAUUCUUCAUAUUUGCUGCUUCGACUUCAAUGAUUUAAUAAUUUUCUAAUCUACUCUCUGUUCACGGAUGUAACUUGAUGUUUAUUUAUUUAUUGAUUGAUUGAUUUGCUUUCUGCUCCUGAAGAUGAUGAAGACGUGGAUCUACAGAAGUGCUUCUCGGGGCUUUUCUCUCUUUCUCCUUUUUUCCAAUUUUACAAUAAAAUUUCAAACUGGA
This is a messenger RNA of Oryzias melastigma (Indian medaka), 4581 nucleotides long. RefSeq names its product cugbp, Elav-like family member 5a (gene celf5a). The record is from RefSeq and is a predicted model, not a curated record. Lineage: Eukaryota; Metazoa; Chordata; Actinopteri; Beloniformes; Adrianichthyidae. Gene Ontology annotation, biological process: mRNA splice site recognition; regulation of alternative mRNA splicing, via spliceosome. Gene Ontology annotation, cellular component: nucleus; ribonucleoprotein complex; cytoplasm. Gene Ontology annotation, molecular function: mRNA binding.